CUUCAUUGAUGCCGCUUAUUUCUUUACAAAAAUGUCUCUCUCCGUCGCCGCAGAUUUAGAACUUCCGGCAUCGAUUGAUUGAUGAUCGGGAGAAGAAUUGAUGAAGGGCAAGACAAAUUUGUCAGAUUGUUUUACUGUUAAUAUAUAUAUUUUUUCAUUUUUCAAGCGUUUUUUGUGUGCAUAUACUGUAGAGGGAUUGUGUAGUUGAGAAGUAUGUAUAUUAUUUUUUUGUCUAUAUUAGUGUGAAAUACAUCAUAAAUCAGUAGAAAAAAAAAAGGAGAUAGAAGGAUCUCAGUGGAAGUAGGGUAGUAGGAAGGCCAAUUUUGCUAUUUUGUUUGAUAAGGUGGUAGUUGUUGUUGGUGUGAAAAAUCUGUAGUUGGUAUUUCAGUUUAGUCCAGUGAACAAGUUAAUGGAAUCUUGUUAGUUUGCCGUAGGGACUGUAGGGGAGUUAUUGCAUGUUCAUGUACUGGUGACGUCUGAAUGGUUUAUUGAACUGCCAAGAUACGGGGUAUAUGCAGCUAGAUUCAUCCAAAGGUUUAGCUCAAACUAUGAUCACUGGGGUGCCUGACCCUUCUGGUCAAUGGAUCCAGCAAGAAUCAUCUCAGCCAGUUAUCUUGAGUGAUGGCAUAUCUUUACACAAUAAUGUAAAUAACCGUGUACCUGUUCAGACUGGUGAGGUCUUUUCUAUGGAAUUUCUUCAGGAUCCUUCUUCAAGAAUAAUUCCUACUCUGUCUGGGUUUACUGAAAAGCAUGAUAAGAGAGCUUUACCUCAAAGUAAGCAAAGUCAAUAUCCGGGUUAUGAAGAUCUCACAAGACUUCUUGGGUUGACUAGAAUGGAUUCUGAAUGUGCUUCUGACAUAACUGAAUAUGCUUCUGCAAGAGGGUCUAGUACCGAAAUUGAAAAUGGUAUUUAUGUAGAGAAUGAGCUUACAUUUAAUCAGAAAGUUGGAUCUUGUGGGCAUGUCCAUGGGGGAGCUACUACAGAUUUAUUCUAUAAUCAAGCUACUUCAGGGUCAAGUGCUCCGCUUUUAACUAAAUCUGAAUCUUCACUGUCAUUAAAAUCUUCUGGAUUAGGAACUUCAGACUGUUCUCAGACAGGAAAAAUAAAAUUCCUGUGCAGUUUUGGUGGUAGAAUACUGCCUCGACCUAGUGAUGGAAAACUCAGAUAUGUUGGUGGAGAUACACGUAUCAUUUCCAUAGAGAAGAGUAUUUCAUGGGAUGAACUUAUGAAGAAAACAUUAGCCAUCUGUAACCAGCCUCACACUUUCAAAUACCAGCUUCCAGGAGAGGAUCUUGACGCUCUUAUAUCCGUCUCUUCUGAUGAAGAUCUUCAGAAUAUGAUAGAGGAAUAUUAUGGACUCGAGAAGCUUGGGGGUUCCCAAAGGCUCCGAAUAUUUUUGGUUCCCUUGACUGAAUCUGAAAACUCAUACCCUGAAGAUGCUUCUACUGUUCAACCGAGUGACCCUGAUUAUCAAUAUGUUGUUGCUGUUAAUGGCAUUGUUCAAGUGGAUUCUUCUGCUAAGGAGAAUUAUUAUGAGCAGUGUGUGCGAGAUGAAGCCAGCAAGGUGAUACCUAAAGUGGACUGCAGUAAUGGUAUUUAUGUCCCACCUCCUUCUCAAUUGGUUGGUGAAUCUCAGAGUCAGGUUAAGUCUCCCAAUCAAUCUACUUCUCUUUCUCCUGUGUUUAUUCAACAGGGAGAUUGCAAGAACGACUCAAGGAAUGCAUACACAAACAAGUUGCCACAUGGUAAUGACGCAUGUCCAGUGUCGGUUAGCAGCACCCAAUCAUUACCUGAAAACCCGAAUGGAUGUACUAAUAUUGGUUAUUAUGCCCCGCAAAUGAACCUGAUAAAUUUGCAGAGUCCAAACAAAAAAGAUGAUAUCCCUCAGCCAAGCCAAUCGAGUGAAUUGCUUUCACAUCACUAUGGUCUCAGCAGAGACUUUGUUGCUCCAACAUCAGAACAAUCUGAUGGAAGCUGUCAACAGUACUCCUUUGAAAGAACAGAACCCAAGGAAAGGACUGUUCACUCUGAAAAGCGGAAUGAUGAAAUGGAUGUAUUACUGGGAUACACUUCCACUGUUACUCUAAAUGGAAUUCCCCAUGCCUUUUCGGAUUCAAAACUUCAGGAACAUGGAAAAAGAUCAGCUUACUGCUCACAAGAGGGAAUAAGCUCAUUUUCCUCUUUGAACUUUUUACCAGCUCAGUUAUCUUCACACGGUGUGUCUGCUGCUCUGCAAGAAAACCUAGGGUCUCUGCAUCAGAAUACAUACCCAGUCAGUUCUCAGCAUCAUAUUAGGGUACUUAAUGGGGAAUCAACUGUGGCCACUGACUUGAUGGAUUUUCCAAAGUUGCCUUUUGACUCAAAUUCAGUGAGUAAAUGUGGGCCCGUGCAAAUAAAUAUUAAUGGAACAGACACUAGAUGCAACGGAGCUAAAGCAAAGUUGGAAAAUUACCAUCCUGGUUCGAAAAACUUUAUGGAGAAAAAUUUAAAUUGUGAGAUGGUGAAUGCAUGUGAUACCAAUAAUGCACUUCUCUAUCAUGAGGGUAAAUUUCCUGAUAACAAGUCAUCCAAAACAGCUGUGGGUUCAGAGAAAAAACUACCUGAUGUUAACUCUGCUAUGAUGUCUAAUAAUGGAGGUGAUAUACCUGGUGAAGAAACACAAUUUUUUGACAUGAACAUCCUUGCAUCAACACCUUUAAUUAAUACAGUAAAUGAGCGGUCCCAAAGAAAUCAAUUUGAGUAUGCCUCAGGGGGGAUAAAAAAGGCUGAACCUGAGAACAAUACAUCCUGGGUGAAGAGUUCUGAAGUUGCUGGGAGGAUUUCUAAUUCUGAAACACAGUCUCAUGGUGCAGAAACUCUGAGUGAUCUACUCCCUGAGUUGUCUGAUGGCCUGAUUUCCCACCAUUCCCCCAUGCCAGCAGUUGCUGCAUGUCCUCAAGAUACUUUUGCCAAAGAACCCUUGCUAAUAUUCUCUGAGGAAUUGUCACCAUCAUCAGUUGUUGAUGAUGGAGGCCAGUUGGUGUCCUUGCAUUACUCAGCUUUCAGGCAAAACCCAACCAAGGAUGCUGUUUUUAGGAGAGAAGUUUCUCUAAUUGAUGAAGAAUUUACUAGUUACAGUGACCAGAAAGUUGUGACUUCUGGUGUUGGUGAAUUUUCUAGUGAAAAGCAAAAGAUAGAAGAUGCUCCAGUUAGUAGGAGUAUCAAGGAAAGUCAGCAGGUUCUGAAAGCAAAUGGAAGAGAUGUUAGAUCACCCAGUGGUGACUUAUAUGCUGCAAGUCUCCUAGAUUUGGAUACCAUCGGUGGUGAAGUCAUAUCUCCUAGUGCAGCAGAAGGGGCGGCAUUUGCUCCUGACUUGGGGUUGGAGGAUGCCAACCCCCCCGACGGAGAUAAGGAUAAUUUAAUUUCUGAUGCUAUGAUAGCUGAACUGGAAGCUGAUUUGUAUGGAUUGCAGAUCAUAAAAAAUGCUGACCUUGAAGAAUUGAGGGAGUUGGGCUCUGGGACGUAUGGUACUGUUUAUCAUGGAAAAUGGAGAGGAACAGAUGUUGCUAUAAAGAGAAUUAAGCGGGCAUGUUUUUCUGGGAGAUCAUCACAGGAAGAAAGGCUGAUCAAGGACUUCUGGAGAGAGGCACAGAUCCUUUCAAACCUUCAUCAUCCUAACGUGCUUGCAUUUUAUGGAGUGGUACCUGAUGGGGCUGGGGGAACUUUGGCAACUGUGACUGAAUUCAUGACUAAUGGAUCACUUCGAAACGUUCUUAUUAAAAAGGACAGGUCACUUGAUAGUUAUAAGAAACUUCUUAUUGCCAUGGAUGCAGCUUUUGGGAUGGAGUAUUUGCACUCGAAAAACAUUGUCCACUUUGAUCUGAAAUGUGACAAUUUGUUAGUCAGUCUGAGGGAUCCACAACGGCCCAUAUGCAAGGUUGGAGAUUUUGGACUGUCUAGGAUUAAACGCAAUACUCUCGUAUCUGGAGGUGUAAGAGGUACUCUUCCCUGGAUGGCACCUGAACUGUUAAAUGGUAGCAGUAACCGAGUAUCUGAGAAGGUUGAUGUUUUUUCAUUUGGCAUAACAAUGUGGGAGAUUUUGACUGGGGAAGAACCCUAUGCAAACAUGCAUUGUGGGGCAAUCAUUGGGGGGAUUUUGAAGAAUACUCUUCGGCCUCCAAUGCCAGAAAGGUGUGAUCCCGAGUGGAGGAAGCUGAUGGAACAAUGCUGGUCUGCUGAUCCUGAAGCUCGGCCAUCAUUCACGGAGAUUAGAAACAGGUUGAGGUCUAUGUCUGAUGUACUCGAGGCAAAAGGUAAUAUCAGUUCAGCAGGACGUGCCAAUGCAAACAUCCCCGUGUAAGUCAUCAGGAGAUGCUUUUAGCAUUUGGAAAUAGUUGUUUUCUUUAUUUGCUAAUAGAGAGAGCACUCUGGUUCUCUCUGUCAUAUUAUGUGAUUAUAAGUUUUGUAUCAUUUUAUUAAUUCUUUAUAAUGGAACCCUUAGAAAUUAGAAUUAGGUGUAAACUGUGAUGAGGUUACUGAGUUUGAAUUUUCUUGGAAAACAGGUGUAUAUAUAGACGUAUACACAAGGAAAAUAUUGUUUCUUUUUGUUCAUGUCCCAGACUGGGAAUCUAUAUAUAUAUGUCAAUAUUCAAAGAAAAAAUGAUAAAUAAUAAAA
Molecule: messenger RNA, 4655 nt
Organism: Solanum verrucosum
Lineage: Eukaryota; Viridiplantae; Streptophyta; Magnoliopsida; Solanales; Solanaceae
Exons: 9
Coding region: 513-4340 (1275 amino acids)
Biological process (GO): protein phosphorylation; signal transduction
Cellular component (GO): cytoplasm
Molecular function (GO): protein binding; protein kinase activity; ATP binding
Source: RefSeq, a predicted model, not a curated record